AUGGGUCAAGGCAUAAUAUAUAAACAAAUCGGACCUGCGAUUUGACAAAUCUUUUCAGCUUUCAAGAUUUUUAUCAACUUUUGUACAAAAUGGCCGUGGCUAGAACCGUGUCUAGGCUAGAAACGUCAAAGCAGAUGCGCGAAGGAGGAGGAUUUUUGGUUCGUCGGCCGAUCGGAGACAGGAUUUCAGUACUCGAUCCGUUUCUGUUGCUCGAUCAUCUUGGACCGGUGGAAUAUGCGCCAGGAGAAGCGGUUGGAGCUCCAGACCAUCCUCACCGAGGCUUUGAAACUGUGACCUACUUAAUUGACGGUGAGAUGCAACAUAAAGACAGUGCAGGUAACAGUGGUACCCUCAAGGAGGGUUGGGUACAGUGGAUGACUGCAGGGUCAGGAGUAGUGCACUCAGAGAUGCCAUCAGACAGUUUCCUAAACAGAGGAGGCAGAAGUGAAGGCUUUCAGCUGUGGGUUAAUUUACCUGCAAAAGACAAGUUUGUAAAGCCUCGAUACCAGGACACACCACCUGAAAAAAUCCCUGUCGUCAAAAGCAAAGAUGGUAAGACUUCCAUAAAAGUAAUAGCAGGAGAGAGCCUUGGAACRAAAGCAACAAUAGAGACAAGAUCACCUAUGAUGUUCUUGGAUAUCCAUGUUGAAAAGGGUGGYGAAUUCAUCCAAGAAGUUCCUGAGCAAUACAAUGGGUUUGCAUAUGUUUGGAGAGGAGAGGGGAAGCUUGGACCUGAUGAUAUACCCGCUGCUAUGGGCCAGGUAGCUCUUCUGGGACAAGGUACAACAUUCAAGAUYAAGGCAUUAUCUARCCAAGACAUUCACGUCCUGUUAAUCGCUGGAGUUCCUUUAAAUGAACCUGUUGCACGACGAGGACCCUUUGUCAUGAACACAUGGGAGCAAAUAGAAGAGGCAUUUUCUGAUUUUUACAUGGGUAAAUUAGGCGAGAUCAAAGGAUCAGAGGAACGAUAUGCAAAGACAAAAUCAGCUGUUGCRAAACAGAAAAAAACUGGCAAUUGGGACAAAUAAAAAUCGAGUGAAAUUAUACAUUUUAUAUGC
Molecule: messenger RNA, 1058 nt
Organism: Exaiptasia diaphana
Lineage: Eukaryota; Metazoa; Cnidaria; Anthozoa; Actiniaria; Aiptasiidae
Product: pirin-like protein
Exons: 4
Coding region: 90-1028 (312 amino acids)
Source: RefSeq, a predicted model, not a curated record